This is a messenger RNA of Macadamia integrifolia, 2554 nucleotides long. Its product is annotated as protein indeterminate-domain 12-like. Lineage: Eukaryota; Viridiplantae; Streptophyta; Magnoliopsida; Proteales; Proteaceae. The record is from RefSeq and is a predicted model, not a curated record. Bases 774 to 2216 code for a protein of 480 amino acids. The transcript is spliced from 3 exons. Gene Ontology annotation, molecular function: DNA-binding transcription factor activity. Gene Ontology annotation, cellular component: nucleus.
GUGUAAGCGGUGGGGACUGGGUAGGGAUUCUUAGUCUUUGCUUUGGGUCGGCCUCAUCUCUCUCUCUCUCAUGAGUCUUGCCUUGCUAAGCCUCCUUUACUUUGCAGAAUCCCUAACUUUUUGUGGUUUUUCUCCUCUGAGCUAUCUUUUAUUAUUAUUAUUAUUUCCCAUUCAACACACCUCCUCCUCCUCCUGAGUCUGCCACUGUAAUCAUCACUCCUCAUUUCUCCUCUGGAAAAAAUACACCAUCUUUCCAUUGCAAAUAUCCCUAGGACUGGAAUUAACUUAGUUCUCUGUUCCUCUUUAUUUACAUAUAUAGAACACGACUGAAAGGGUCAUGAAUGGGUAUAGAAGAUUUGGGUAGAAAUCAAUCGAUCUGAUUGUGUAAUUUUUCCAUGUUUGAUUGCAUGGUGGUGGCCUUGAUGAUGGGUUCUAGAGAUAGUGGAGCCAUGUUUCUUAUUUGUGUUGCAGAGCUACUCAGACAAGCAAUCCAAGAGUAGAUAGUGACCUUGUGAAUUACCCAUCAUCAUCAUCAUCAUCUCUUCACGAGAUUUGCUUUUCCCACAUAUCUUCCCACCCAUCAAAUGAUGCCUUUCUCUGGUUGAGUAUUCCUGCCACCUGGGUUUAUCUCUUGAGUUCAGAGCUAUAGUAGCUAGGUCUAGAAAUUAGAAGGGCGAAGUGGUCGAGGUUAUCAAGCAAACGCAGAAAUUAGACUAUUGGGUUUUGGUUCAGACCUUCAGAUUCUCCUCUUUACUAGACUAAUCUUCACAGGUAUGUUCCCUGCAACCAUGUCAAAUUCGACUUCUUUGUCUGAGGAAGCUAGCGUUUCUUCUGGGACUAGAUUUCAGGACUUCAGUAGUUUGAAUCCUCCUCAGCAGCAACAGAAGAUCAAGAAGAAGAGAAACCUCCCUGGUAACCCAGACCCAGAUGCUGAAGUGAUUGCCUUAUCCCCGAAGACUCUAUUGACCACCAACAGAUUUGUAUGUGAGAUCUGCAACAAGGGUUUCCAAAGGGAUCAGAAUCUUCAGCUUCACAGAAGAGGUCAUAACCUUCCAUGGAAGCUGAGGCAGAGAAACAGUAAAGAGAUAAUUAGAAAAAGAGUUUAUGUGUGCCCAGAACCAUCAUGUGUCCAUCACAACCCUUCAAGGGCUCUUGGUGACCUUACAGGAAUCAAGAAGCAUUUCUGUAGAAAACAUGGGGAGAAGAAAUGGAAGUGUGAGAAAUGCUCAAAGAAAUAUGCAGUUCAAUCAGAUUGGAAGGCUCAUUCGAAAACCUGUGGAACAAGAGAAUAUAGGUGUGACUGUGGAACCCUUUUCUCCAGGAAGGACAGCUUCAUCACUCACAGAGCCUUCUGCGAUGCAUUGGCUGAAGAGAGUGCAAGACUGUCCACCAACCCUUUGACCACAACAACCAACCCAAGCAGGGACCACCCUCCUCUCCAUUAUCUCCACCCUCAAAACCCUACCCUUACAACCCCUCCCCUCUUCAGUACUCCCUUCUCAUCCUCAACCCAACAACGGCAUCAUCAGGAACAGCUGACCAAUCACCCUCCUCCCACCCGCAUCUCCCUCACUUCAUGGGACCCACCUCAUCAAAUGAAGUAUGAAUUCCAUCACCCCAAUCACCAUCAUCAUCAGAUCCCAAGCAUCUCAGUUUCACUUCCUUUCUUACAAGAACCACUACAGGCACCAGCAACCCACAAACCGUUGAUGGUCACGUCACCCUUUCAGCAUCUCAGUAUGAGCCCCACCCCUACCCAUACUACUAACAACGCAGCUCAUAUGUCAGCCACUGCGCUCCUUCAAAAGGCUGUAAAUGUUGGUGCAGCAGCCAUUACAGGUGCUGCACAAGCUCAAUCAGUGGGUCACAUGGGGACAUCGACAACCACCACUAAUCGGUUGAUGAAGAUGGACAGCUUCGGUGGUGGUGGUGGUCACAUGGGUACCGCCGGAAUCUCGCCGGAAUAUGUGGGAUUCGCGUCAGGAAAUCUUGCAACGUGGCAGAAAACUGACCGUCUUACACGAGACUUUCUGGGCUUGACAGGAGACUGCGGUGGUGGUGGUGGAGGUGGCGAAGGUGGUGGCGCCGGCAAUGAUCUGUUAUCGUUCAGUGGGGGUGUUGAGUACCCACCACCAUAUGACCGUGACCAUUCUCUGUUGAAGACCCCUGGUUUUGGGUUUGGUGAGCAUUCCUCCGAAGCGUGGGAAGAUUGUUGAAGCUUCUUCAAGAUCAGAAACUGAGAAGGAGAAGAAGAAGAAGACGACGACCCAACUCCAAACUAGAACAGAAAAUUCCAAAUCUUGAGGAUAACAAGACGUGGUCCUUGUCAGCAAUGUCGGUAAAAUUACCACAAUGCCCUUGUAGUAGUUUUUUAAACCUUAUAUUUUCAGUCCAUUUUCUUGUGUUUUUUGCUCCAGUUUUCUCGUGUUGAGUGGCAUUGUUGUAAUUUUUGAUGAAGGUUGGUCAUGAUAAAGUGUAAUUAGUAUAUACUUAAGGCCAAAUUAGAGGCCAUAAAAACUGAGUAUAAGAUUAUAUAGAUAAUUUAUUUCCUUAA